UUUCCCAUCUUGCAAGAUGGCGGGUGAAAAGGCGCCUGAUAAAAAGGAGAAGAAACCUGCAGCCAAGAAGGCUGGAGGUGACGCUGCUGCCUCCCGUCCCCGGGCCGCAGUAGCCAAAAAGGGUCGCCCUAAGGUUAAAAAGCCCAAGAAGCCCAAGCGCCAUUGCAGCCGAAACCCCGUCCUGGUGAGAGGAAUUGGCAGGUACUCCAGGUCUGCUAUGUACUCCAGGAAGGCCUUGUACAAAAGGAAAUACUCUGCUGCCAAGACCAAGGUUGAGAAGAAGAAAAAGGAGAAGGUCCUUGCUACUGUCACCAAAACUGUUGGUGGAGACAAGAACGGUGGCACCCGGGUGGUGAAGCUUCGGAAAAUGCCUAGGUAUUAUCCCACCGAAGAUGUGCCUCGGAAGCUGCUGAGCCAUGGCAAGAAGCCCUUCAGCCAGCAUGUGAGAAGGCUGCGCUCCAGCAUCACUCCUGGGACUGUCCUGAUCAUCCUCACAGGGCGCCACCGGGGCAAGAGGGUGGUCUUUUUGAAGCAGCUGGCCAGCGGUUUGCUACUUGUGACUGGACCUCUAGUCAUCAACAGAGUUCCUCUGCGCAGAACACACCAGAAGUUUGUCAUUGCCACCUCUACAAAAGUUGAUAUCAGCGGUGUUAAAAUCCCCAAACACCUGAAUGACGCUUACUUCAAGAAGAAGCAGCUGCGCAAGCCCAGGCAUCAGGAGGGCGAGAUCUUCGANACGGAGAAGGAGAAAUACNAGAUUACAGAGCGGCGAAAGGCUGAUCAGAAAGCUGUGGACUCGCAGAUUUUGCCAAAGAUUAAAGCUGUUCCUCAGCUCCAGGGCUACCUGCGAUCUCAGUUUUCCCUGACAAACGGGAUGUAUCCUCACAAGCUGGUCUUCUAAACUGUUAACCUAAUUAAACAGCUUCCUAU
This is a messenger RNA of Mus pahari (shrew mouse), 930 nucleotides long. Its product is annotated as 60S ribosomal protein L6. Gene Ontology annotation, biological process: translation. Gene Ontology annotation, molecular function: structural constituent of ribosome. The transcript has a single exon. The record is from RefSeq and is a predicted model, not a curated record. The coding region runs from base 17 to 901 and encodes 294 amino acids. Gene Ontology annotation, cellular component: ribosome. NCBI's taxonomy places the organism in Eukaryota, Metazoa, Chordata, Mammalia, Rodentia, Muridae.